Messenger RNA from Culicoides brevitarsis, 454 nucleotides. It is a transcript of the gene ND-B8, whose product is annotated as NADH dehydrogenase [ubiquinone] 1 alpha subcomplex subunit 2. The coding region runs from base 103 to 399 and encodes 98 amino acids. The record is from RefSeq and is a predicted model, not a curated record. Lineage: Eukaryota; Metazoa; Arthropoda; Insecta; Diptera; Ceratopogonidae. The transcript has 3 exons.
GUCAAAAUUCAUUCAACUGUCAAACUCGGAGCUCGAAAAACAACAACAAACCGCAAGAAUUUCCAUAUUUUCCCGUUUUUCGCUGUAAAUAAGGCAAGAAAAAUGCGUCUUUCGAUGUCACUUUUCACCAAAUUUGGCUCCAACUUGAAGGAGAUGCGAAUUAUUGUGUGUCAAACGGGAAAAGAAUCGGCUGGCGUGAGAGAGUUUAUCAAUAAACAUUUUGUGCAAAUUAAGCAAGCAAAUCCAUCGGUACCGAUUUUAAUAAGGGAAUGCGAAGGAGCUCAACCGAGAUUGUAUGCGAGAUAUGGAUUUGGAAAGGAAAAGUCAGUUAGCUUAACGAAUGCAACUGCUGAUGAUGUCUUAAAACACGUCACAGGACAUGGAACAGCAAAUUUUUAGAUGAAAAAGUACAAAAAUAGUAAAUAAAUAAAUCUCGAAGCUCAUUUUGACAAAA